Molecule: messenger RNA, 364 nt
Organism: Lineus longissimus
Lineage: Eukaryota; Metazoa; Nemertea; Pilidiophora; Heteronemertea; Lineidae
Product: mediator of RNA polymerase II transcription subunit 9-like
Exons: 2
Coding region: 89-364 (91 amino acids)
Biological process (GO): regulation of transcription by RNA polymerase II
Cellular component (GO): mediator complex
Molecular function (GO): transcription coregulator activity
Source: RefSeq, a predicted model, not a curated record
ACAUCUAUCAAGUCGCUUGUUUUGCAGUAAAAGACCAACAAACGACCACUACCGGUUGUAAGUUUGACCUUGACCCCGAAAAAACAGCAUGGAGGAACAACAAGAAAAUUUGAGUUUUCUUCCUCUUAUUUAUGACAUUGUAAAAAGUAUUGAGAAAGAUUCUCACGAGGUGCCCCAGAAGAUCAGUGAUCUGAAGGCGAGGUUCCAGAAAGGACGAGAAUACAUUGAGAAACUUCCUGGUAUCGAUCACAACUGUGAGGAGCAACUACAACAGCUGGAAAUCCUGCGUAAACAAUUCACCAACAAAACAGAACUUCUACAAAAAUACAAAAAUCAGUGCAAGUUUGAGCUGCCACACCAGUAA